GGUACCUUCAAGGUGCUCUGAAUGCACAUUGUGCAUGAUCGCCGAUCUAGGAUCCACAAUGUAGAGUUCUCACUGCCUGGUAGGUCCGUAGAGGCAGCAUUGUGCUAGUAUGCUACAGCAUAAGAACGUUAGUAUUCCUCCCUUAUAUUUAGCUCCCUUCAGGCCAACCGAAACUCGCGCCGUUCCGCACCAAUACCUCCGUCAACAACUCUGCAGGGCACUCCUGUAAACCCUAACCCACCUCGAAAGUUCGUAACUGCCCGCUCUCUUCGCCCACAAUGUGCAAAUUCAUCCGCAUAGCCUACCAAUGCGGCCACGGAAAACUCCUCACCACGCCCUCUGGCACUGCGCUCUGCUCCACCGCGCGAAUGUUCGCAUGCCGCCAAGGCAUCGACAUGGCGCCUCCGAGCUGCUUUCCCCUCCCCGCACGAGACGUCGACGAUGAGGACAUUAUUUUCUUACACAACUGGGAUCUAGGGUACUGCGGUGACUGUCGGGUCCGACGUGGCCUUCUGGGGCUCACUGGUGGUGCAGACGAGUCUACCGAAUCAGAGUACUCGGACGAGCACUGGGAUCAGCUUAGUGCGUAUGAAGUGCAGCUGGAGGAGGAGCUAGAGCAUGGAAUGCUCAUCUGCGAGGAUUUUGAGCGGAAUGCAUAUAUGCGGGGUAGAGUGCCGUAUCUGGAGCAUGAAUGGCUGCGACAGGUGUUGCGGCCGGACGGUCCGGAGAAGUAUGGGUAUCUCUUCCUGAAGGACUUCCCCGAAUGCCUACAGUGGCUCCCACAUCUUCGCACUUAUAUCACGCAAAAUGUGCCGGUGGAGACGUAUCGGCGGGUGCUGGAGUUCUUCCUCGAGAAGAGCAAUAAUGCGCUAGAAAAGCUCGGAAUUUUCCGAACUAUUGUUGACCUGUUGGUCGACUUCGAGCCAGAGACUGGAUUCUACCAGGAGAUCAUCAGCCACAAUGCUGACCAGCUACAAGAGUUAGUGCAAGGUAAGCCGGAUGGAGUACCGGAGGGCUUUGAAUAUCUCAAAAAAGGCUUUAGGAUGCCGCCCGGGUUUAGAAGGCCGCGACCUAGGUCGCUGCCUAGCCGUGGCUAUGAGUUCAGUCACUUCAGCGUGCCUGAUUCGCCUACGGAUUCCCUGGUAUCCGAGCACUCUGAAGUGGAAGAGCGUAAGGAGGGCGUGUAUGAGUUGAGCCACUUCAGGGUUCCGACCUCGCCCACGGGUUCCACGGUGUCGGGGAGUUCUCAGACGGAUCAAAAUGUGUUUAUACCUUCUUCUCUGCCUCUGCAUAGGCGCAAGGAGCGCCCGGCGCCUAUCCUCAUCCUCCCGCCACCACCGUGCGAGAAUCUGCCGGACGCCGAACAUAUUCCCAUUCCGGACGUACCUGCUGAGCAGGUAGUCGAGACGGGAUCUCUAGAACCGCUCGAGUCUGAGCAAUCGCAUAUCCGUAGCGCGAGGAUGCAAGCGGUCCCGCUCGCUCCAGCGCGCAUGGCUCCACCGUCGCCACAGCCGCCCAUAACGUUGUUGUCUCAAGUAUUGUGCUCGAUGAGCGACCCCGGCGGUCGAUCCACCCCUAAUAUCAUAACAUCACACUGCAAUCCAGAUCCUUGCCAAUGUUAUCCGCAGCCGGUUGAACUCUGA
Trematosphaeria pertusa is the source of this 1643-nucleotide messenger RNA. RefSeq lists its product as uncharacterized. NCBI's taxonomy places the organism in Eukaryota, Fungi, Ascomycota, Dothideomycetes, Pleosporales, Trematosphaeriaceae. The record is from RefSeq and is a predicted model, not a curated record. The transcript is spliced from 2 exons. Bases 279 to 1643 code for a protein of 454 amino acids.